AUGCGGCACAAGGUGAGAACGCACGUUUUUGCCGAGCCAGGGCGGGAGCGAAACGAGAAAUGGCACCAGUUCUUCUCGACAAAGGCUGUGUUUUUUCAUCCAGUGUUGCGUAACUCAGCCGAAGAGGGAGAGGCCAACGACGAAGCCAUCAGCCAGAAGUGUGCAGUCCUGUCAGAAGACGGUGACAGGGAUUCAAUUUCAUUGAUGGUGUCGGACAUGGGAUACUUGGACAUGAUCCAGCGGAUGGGUAAACGGGGAGCUGCUGUUCUGGUCUUCGUUCCUGCAAGAUGUCUGUCCGUCCUCAGAAACUACCGAAAGGCUGGUGUGCAAGUUAUCGAAAUUAAACCCAGGAAUGAACAAGUCUUCACUGUCCGAGCCGUUUUACAUUCGGAUGGAUCUGGCCGAGUGGAACUGACUAACCCGUGCUAUCCGAAAGACAUAACGGGAGACGGAGAGUUGUGCUACAAUUUCUUAAGAGAUCUGGGGUAUGUUCAAGAAGAACAUGAAUAUAUUUGCCACGCUGCAGCUAAACUUUGGCAUGCCAACCGCUUGGGUCAAAUUACACUGUUUCCCAUGCAGCAGGGGAUUGAGGAUAUAUGCACACGGGUAUCUGCACGCAGCCGCGGAGAAUGGCUACGACAGAAUGGCGAGUGUGCACUGGUGCUCCCGAUUUCUGCACGGGGAGGAACGUUAAGCAGGAAGGACAUCAAAACAUACAGUAGCGCAGCUGCAAGAAAGGUGUUCCGAGGAGGUGGUCCAUUCAUGAUCCGCGACUCGGUAAACAUGGUUGACCAAGCUCUGACGAAGCUGGGUUACUUGGACAAUGGCAUGAACUCAGAUCUGGCCGAAGCCAUGCUUGUUUUUGUAAAUGCUGCAGAGAACCUCCACACCUUGCGCAAGAAACUCGAUGCAUUACCAGCACCCGGAGACACUGUUACAGACGUUCGAGAUAAACUGCGGUAUUCUUUCCUGUCGCACCUGUCAGGUGGUCAAUGGCGCAUAGCCCCCAAGGACGGAAUGGUGCGAGUGUUGCUGAACAGGGGUGGUUUCCUGGCAAAUGAAAAAGCUGCAUCGGCAGCGGAAGUAUUUUGCGCCAUGGAGAACUAUGCGAAGGAACAUGACCUGCCAAAGAUGAAGACGUACAAUGGCUAUGUCUUUCGCAUUCUGAGAGCAGCAAACUCCACACCCAACAGUACAGGAACGGUUGAAUUUUCGACUUGA
This is a messenger RNA of Symbiodinium necroappetens, 1221 nucleotides long. NCBI's taxonomy places the organism in Eukaryota, Dinophyceae, Suessiales, Symbiodiniaceae. The record is from the annotation of a GenBank genome assembly.